AUGAUGGGACAAUUGGGACAAGUCCUUGCUCGAUUAUUUCCUUUUAAAAGAGGAUUAUGUCAUGCAUAUUGGGCGCCGAAUUUUUGGGCUUUUUAUGCUGCGGUGGAUCGAGUAUUGAUAGUUGUUGCAAAACGAUUCGGAUGGACGUUAAAUGUAUCGGCAAUUGGUUCGAUUACAAGAGGAUUGGUUGGAGAUGUUAAUUUCGCGUUUUUGCCACAAGUUCAAGCGAAUCACACAUUCAUUCUUACCUUGGGAUUCCAGACGGCAUCUCUUAUGAAAUUGUGGAAAUAUCCGAAUUAUAAGAAUUUUCUUGGAUCAUUAAUUUUGAAUGGUUAUUCUUCUUUUCUAUUUGGAUGGCAUGUUCAUGAGAAAGCUAUCUUGUUGGUUAUGAUUCCCUUCAGCUUGAUUUAUACGGAUGAUAUCAAACUUUUACGUUCUUAUAUGAUACUUGCAGUAUCCGGAAUAUUUUCUUUAUUUCCACUUUUAUUUAAAUUGACAGAAUCUACCAUCAAAAUUGUGAUUUGUUUACUAUGGUUUAUUUUAACCUUCAUGGGAAAUGUAAAUAAUAAGUCUGGUAUAGCAUACCCACGAAAAGAUAGGUCCAUUAUAUCGUCAUCUUUUAUAGAUUUAGCGGAAAACAUAUAUAUGUAUGGGUUUAUCGUAUUACAAUUUUUCACAGGAAUCGCACAUUAUAUCAUCUAUAAUGAUCAGUAUCCAUUUUUACCUUUAUUAAUAACAUCCGUAUAUUGUGCUAUUGGUAUAAUGUAUUCUUGGAUUAAAUUGAGUUUGAUUUAUUUUUUUGAGAAGGAAUGA
Funneliformis geosporum is the source of this 813-nucleotide messenger RNA. The record is from the annotation of a GenBank genome assembly. Lineage: Eukaryota; Fungi; Glomeromycota; Glomeromycetes; Glomerales; Glomeraceae.